GAAGAGCCAGAAAAGGAAUCUGCUCGGGAAACAGUCCUUGGAAGACGGUGGCCAUGAAGACAUCUCUGCUGCUGGUGUCGCUGCUCCUGGCAGUGGUGUUAGGACAGAAGGAAGAGGGUCACUCCAGAUUCCACACUAAGGCUAGCAGCUCCCAACCUCGAGGCCGCAGGUAUGCCGAGGGGACUUUCAUCAGUGACUACAGCAUUGCCAUGGACAAGAUCCGCCAACAAGAUUUUGUGAACUGGCUGCUGGCGCAGAAGGGGAAGAAGAAUGCCUGGAAACACAACAUCACGCAGAGGGAGGCCCAGGUCCUAGAGCUGGCCCAUCAAUCUAACAGGAAGAAGGAGACCAGAGAGCAGCAGGGCUCCCUACCCAAGAACCCCAGGGAUGAAGAUUUGCUAAAGGACUUACUGAUUCAGGAGCUGCUGGCCUGGAUGGUGGAUCAGAUGGAGCUCUGCAGGCUCAGGUUUCAGUGACUCUGACUAAACCCAGCUCAGGACUGGACUCUGCCCUUCACUUACCUCCUGCCUCAGCUCCACUCCUGGGUACCCUAGAGAAGCAAAACCAAUACAUUUUAAGCUGAAAUAAAUCUUUGUACCCAUUGUCAAAACAUAUUCAA
Molecule: messenger RNA, 619 nt
Organism: Rhinolophus ferrumequinum (greater horseshoe bat)
Lineage: Eukaryota; Metazoa; Chordata; Mammalia; Chiroptera; Rhinolophidae
Gene: GIP
Product: gastric inhibitory polypeptide
Exons: 6
Coding region: 54-476 (140 amino acids)
Biological process (GO): regulation of fatty acid biosynthetic process; response to starvation; regulation of insulin secretion
Cellular component (GO): extracellular region
Molecular function (GO): hormone activity; glucagon receptor binding
Source: RefSeq, a predicted model, not a curated record